CAGUGAUCUCGUCGCGGUCACACUGAAUGGAAGUAAUAACAUUGCGAGAAAAAAGUGAGAAAAGGGUGAAAAAGUGCAAAAACUAUUGGAUUUAUUUGAUGAUUUCCAUUUGGAAAUUAGCAAACGGGCGCAGCGAUUAAGUUUAUGUGCUAAAAAACGAAGUUUUGAUAGAUAUUGAAAAUAAAGUCGCGUCCUGCUCCGCCUCCUGCACGCACACACUCGCAGCGCCCCGCACACACACGCACACAGUUGCGCCUUUCGUCAUUUCUCUCGCUCUCAUUUUUUUUGUCGCAGCUGCAACGCAAAUUCCAAAAAGGAUAAUACUUGCCAAUCUCGCAAGUCCUUCCGGUGGUCUAAGAGCGGAUAUAUACCCGCAAAGAUGAUGACCAAAGGUAACUCGCAGAUCUAGGAAGACCAAGUGCUUUUCGGGCCCAGUUUCGUGGACCUCGACACGGAUAGCAUGUUCAGUCCUAUCAAAAAGAUAUUUACGUACAUACAAAAAAAUGCGAGCGGCUCCAAUAUGUUCAGCCCAUCAUCUGGAAACACGACAACCGGUCAAAGGGAGGCCGCCGCCAGCAUAAGUGCCCACGACGAAGGCGACAGAAAGAAGAAUCAGGAUCAGGAGGAUGGGCAGCAGGAUCAGGAGGAUGGAGCGGCGAUGGGGGAGCCGCAGCAGCCGCAGGAAGUCCUGCCCCAAUUGGACGACGACGAUGACGAGGAGGACGACAUCGAAAGGCUGAUCAAGACCUCCAUAAUCGAUGCCACCAAAGUGCAUGCGGCCAAGGCCAAGGCGAUGGCCUCCUUACCCUUGCCCCUGGAGCAGCUGGACGAUGAGCUGGCGGAUUUCGCACAAGGUCCCGCGGACACCGAACUGGAGGAGCAGUUCCUCGAGCUGGAGAACUAUCCGAACAACGAGAUUAUCGUACUCAGCGAUGCGGAACUCAACUCGUCGAUAGCCUCCGAUGCCGUGUCCGAGGACCCGCUGGCCAUAGACAAUAUUCUGGACUCCUCGUCGGUCACCACAAACGAGGAGGUGGACACCAGCGGCGAGCUGCUCUGGCUAAAGUUGAGCAACGAAACGGAAAUGGCCACCAGUUCGGCAGUGGUGGCAUCGUCCACCAAUCGGGAGGAAUCCCAGAAGCCCGCCAAGCCAAUUAAAAGAAAGGAAGAUGAACUGAGAGAUGGUGGCUCUGAUUCGGGACUGGGUAGUGAAACAUCCGCCUUGCCGAAACUUCCGGCGGAGAAAGUGGCCGAGCCAGAAGCAGCCCCGGAGAAGCAGGAGCCCAAGCCCAUCAGAUCCAAUCUCAAGCGAAGAUUGGAGGAAUCGGAAAGCGAUGCUAUAGAUCUGGUGCCCGACAUGUCUGCUCCUCCGCUGACCGCCCAAAAGCGACCCAAGCGCUCCAUAAACUUUGACGAGGUCAAGGUCUACUAUUUCCCACGACAACAGGGCUUCAGUUGCGUGCCCACGGCUGGCGGAUGCACCCUGGGCAUGGGCGCCCGGCAUAUUGCCUUCAAGACGAUGUCCCUGGCCGAGCAUGCGGCGGAAUUGAGGCGGGCACAUCGCAGCCAGAACCAAGAGCUACAGCCGCGCGGCUCCAGCAGCGAUGAUAGCGAAGAGUCCGAGGAGGAUUACCUAAGCGAGGGCAGUGGUUCCGAUGCGGAGGACGGCUCCAAUGGCUUCCUGCAGCCGGUGACGCCGAAGCAGAGGAGAGCCCUGCUGAAGGCAGCCGGCGUGCGGAAGAUCGAUGCCAGCGAGAAGAGCGAGUGCCGGGACAUUAGGAACUCCAGGGAGGUUUGCGGCUGCUCCUGCCGCGAGUUUUGCGAUCCGGAAACCUGCGCCUGCAGCCAGGCGGGUAUUAAGUGUCAAGUGGAUCGCGCCAUGUUCCCAUGCGGAUGCACUCGUGAAGCCUGCGGCAACACAGUCGGCCGGGUGGAGUUCAAUCCGACGAGGGUGCGAACUCAUUACAUUCACACGGUGAUGCGAUUGGAUCUAGAGCAGCGACAGGGCUCUGUGGGCCAUCUCCAACCGCAACAGGUGCCGGCAUCCCAGCAGACCAUCAGCUACUCCCCGGUGGGAGCGGCUACACCAGCACCCGCCUACUUCCUGCAAACGCAAUCCAACUACAGCUCCGGCUAUGCCUCGCCAGCUUACACGCCCGAGAGCAGUGUGAGCUACUACCAGCAGCAGCAGCAGGUGGCGCCCACUCCUGGUCAGAUGAAUGCCACCCAACAGCAGCAGCAGCAACAGCAGCAGCAGGCGCAGAGCCAGAGCUACGCGGGAUACGCCCAGUUGGACAGCCUGGACUCGGGUCUCUUUGCCAGUGGCACCAAUGCCACGCCCUCGUACGGAGAGCUAUAUCAGUCGCUCAGCUACGGCAGCACACAGAUCACUUCCUAUCCGACCGCCUAUCCGCAGCAUUCGACGUCACCCGUCGUCGCCGUGGCUUCCGGAGCAACCAGCUCCUGUGCUUUUAGCUCCUGUGCGGUGCCCUCGGUGCCGCCGUACGGAAAUGCGACCACAACCGCCUCCAGCAAUGCUCCAUACCAGACCAUAGCUGUCUCCACCACGUCGUCGCGGCUAGUUGGCAGUGCAGUUGGUGUCGUUGGGGUCGCAGCAGCAUCUUCGCCAGCCGCUGGCGCGUCCACCUCUUCCGCGGCGACCAGCACCAAUGAGUUUAUCAGUUUGAGCACACCGAUCGCCAGUUCCUCGCGCCUCUCGCAGAUCAACGAUCUGCUGCAGCACAAUCGCAACACCACCGCCGCCUUGGUGGCCGUCUCCGAGGGAUUCAGCGGCGCAGCCAGAAGCUCGUCCAGUGCGUCCACCAUCGACUCCAUCGACACACCGCCCAUUGUGGAAGAUGGCCAGCAGCGUGGAUGUAUGAACUUCGAGGCGUUGCCCCCGCCGCAUGUGAAUCCAGCGCCCAUUGUUGCCGUCGUGCAGAGCAAGCUGCCCAUGCCACCCAUGACCACGCUGGCCCUGCCUCCUGCUCCUCCAUCUGCCCCACAGCCUCGCCAGCCGCUGGACCAACAGCAUCAACAAGCCUUGGGCGAGUCCACCUAGAGCAGGGAAUGCACCACCAAAUCGGUUUUGGAUGGGUCAGUCUAUGGGGUCUUAAAUGAUUUGAGAAUCAGGUGCAGUUUACUACCUUGGAAAACUCUCAGUGAAUUUUAAUUGGAUACAUUAAACUUGACUGUAACCUUAA
Molecule: messenger RNA, 3203 nt
Organism: Drosophila elegans
Lineage: Eukaryota; Metazoa; Arthropoda; Insecta; Diptera; Drosophilidae
Gene: Axud1
Exons: 3
Coding region: 461-3061 (866 amino acids)
Biological process (GO): regulation of transcription by RNA polymerase II
Cellular component (GO): nucleus
Molecular function (GO): sequence-specific DNA binding; DNA-binding transcription factor activity, RNA polymerase II-specific
Source: RefSeq, a predicted model, not a curated record